This is a messenger RNA of Lethenteron reissneri (Far Eastern brook lamprey), 361 nucleotides long. Its product is annotated as acyl-coenzyme A thioesterase 8-like. Gene Ontology annotation, biological process: acyl-CoA metabolic process; fatty acid catabolic process. Gene Ontology annotation, molecular function: fatty acyl-CoA hydrolase activity. NCBI's taxonomy places the organism in Eukaryota, Metazoa, Chordata, Hyperoartia, Petromyzontiformes, Petromyzontidae. Gene Ontology annotation, cellular component: peroxisomal matrix. The record is from RefSeq and is a predicted model, not a curated record.
CCUUCACCUGUACCCAGAAUUUCUCCGAAGGCGGGAAACCCCCGAUUUGACUGUACAACCCGCGCCUCGCCCACGAUGCACCACCCGUCCAGGGGCACACUCGCCGAGCGACAUGUCCGACGUUAAAGAUCAGCAGGAGCAGGAGAAGGAUCUGCGCAGCGUGUUGGUGACGAGCGUCCUCACCCUGGAGAAGAUCGACCAGGGCCUUUACAGGGGGUCGCAUCCCUGGGUGCCACGGUCAAACACGCUGUUUGGCGGGCAGAUCGUGGGGCAGGCGCUGGUGGCGGCCGGGCUCACGGUGGCCAAGGGCCUCCACGCCCACUCGCUCCACUGCUACUUCGUGCGUCCAGAUCAUAACUAG